Messenger RNA from Anopheles marshallii, 1041 nucleotides. RefSeq names its product solute carrier family 35 member G1. NCBI's taxonomy places the organism in Eukaryota, Metazoa, Arthropoda, Insecta, Diptera, Culicidae. The record is from RefSeq and is a predicted model, not a curated record. Bases 1 to 1041 code for a protein of 346 amino acids. The transcript has 2 exons. Gene Ontology annotation, cellular component: membrane.
AUGCCCGAACAUCUCGAAUUGCAACAGCUGGUGGACGGUGUGUUGCAGGGCACCACACGUCAUCGGUCUCUGUCCUGGCUGCAAUGCUCAUGCCCAUAUCUAGGCAUCAUCCUUGCCACGGUUUCUUCCUUUUUCUUUUCCCUGUGCUCCGUCAUUGUGAAAGGACUUGUUGAUGUUAAUCCUAUCGAGCUGGCCACAUUUAGAUUUAUUGGCGUGCUGCUUCCAUCGAUCCCGAUAGCAAUAUAUCGCGAGGAAACCUUCUUCCCGGAAGGGAAGCGGAUCAUAUUAGUGCUACGAUGUUUUGUCGGAACGACCGGGCUUAUGCUUAGCUUUUACGCUUUCCGCCACAUGCCACUAGCGGAUGCAUCGGUGAUCAUCUUCUCCACGCCAGUGUUUGUUGCCAUAUUUGCACGGUUGUUCCUUCGCGAGGCAUGCGGCAUGUUCAACGUUAUCACGAUCGUCCUCACGCUGAUCGGUGUGGUGCUGAUCACCAAGCCACCGUUCCUGUUUGGAGACAAUCAGGUAUCGAUAGUGGACGAACAGAUAAUGGAAAACAGCUACGACAUCUGGGGCCCGGUGGCAGCUCUAUCGUCGACCCUGUUCGGUGCGAACGCGUACGUGUUGCUGCGUGCCCUAAAAGGGCUGCAUUUCUCUGUUAUCAUGUCCAACUUUGGCGCCUUUGCCUUGCUUUACACGCUUAUUGUUUGCUACUACAUUGGGGCACUCUGUUGGCCACUGUGCGGGACGGAUCGUUUUCUUGUUAUAGCACUAGCCCUGUUUAGCUUCGGUGGCCAAAUACUGCUCACUCUCGCACUGCAGUACGAACAGGCGGGUCCUGUAGCGAUAGCCCGGUCGGCCGACAUCGUGUUUGCCUUCAUCUGGCAGAUAAUGUUCUUCAAGGAAACGCCCAGCCUUUACUCCGUACUCGGUGCGCUGCUGGUGGUCAGCUCGGUGGUGCUAUCCGGUCUUCGCAAAUGGGCCCUUGCGUUGCCGAGAGACUCGGAAACGAGGAAAAAAUUACAUUUCCUGUAUCUGGAAUAG